AUGAACUUCAUCUUCAGUAUCUUUAAAUCUGGCAACAAGUCUACGGCUAGCAGCUCUAAUCUAGAAAGAGGUAAGUACGCACAAUGGACGAAAGAACAACUAAUUAAAAGAAUUUCAGAACUGGAAAGCUCGUCAGCAGCUGACUCAACUCCUCCCAAAAGACGUAAGGUUGUAUCAGAAACUCAAGUUUAUCAAGGUCAACCUCCAAAAAAAGCAAAACGUGUGAGACAGUUCGAUUUUUCUCAGCAUAGUACUAGAUUUGUCGCUUUGAGAUUUGCGUACCUUGGUUGGAAUUAUAAUGGUCUGGCUAUUCAGAAUGAACCAACUCCCUUACCCACAAUUGAGGGGAAAAUAUUAGAGGCAUUGCAUAUCUCUAGGCUAGUUCCUUCAAUGAAUCCUCGCGAGUAUCAAUUCAGUAGAUGUGGUAGAACCGAUAAAGGUGUCAGUGCCAUGAAUCAAGUCAUUUCCUUGAGAGUUAGAUCAAACUUGACACCAGAAGAACAAUUGGAUCCUGCCAAUGACAGAAGAGAAAUCAAAUAUGUUCAUAUCCUAAAUCAAUUACUUCCUGAUGAUAUUAGAGUUUCCGCAGUCUGCUUAAGACCUCCUGAAGGUUUCGACGCUAGGUUUAGCUGUGAAUCUCGUCAUUACAAGUAUUUAUUUAGUAAUGAUGGAUUAGAUAUUUCCAGAAUGCAGGAAGGAGCCACUUUGUUCUUGGGAGAACAUGAUUUUAGAAACUUUUGUAAGCUGGAUGGUUCAAAGCAAAUUACAAAUUACAAAAGGUCAGUCAUUAGUGCAAAAAUCCUUCAUAUUAGGGAUGACCUCUAUUGUCUUGAUUUGGUGGGUUCGGCAUUCUUGUGGCAUCAAGUCCGUUGUAUGAUGGCUCACUUAUUUUUGAUAGGGCAAGGUUUGGAAGAACCAUCUUUAAUAAAUGAUAUGUUUGAUAUCGUUAAAACUCCACAGAAACCAAUUUAUGACAUGGCAAGUGAUAUACCACUUCUUCUUUAUGAUUGCAAAUUCCCUGAAAUGGAAUGGUUAGAAUCAAAUUUGGACGAUUAUAGUUCUAUCAAAUAUGGUAAGGCCGUAAGUGCAUUAGCGUUGAAUUACCAAUUGAGAGCAGCUGUUGUCGAUAUUUUCAAAACAGUUUUGCCUACCUCAGAGGCUAACUUAUUCUCGAAAACUAGAAUCAAUGUCGGUGAUGGUAAGGGAAGAGUAGUCACUAAUUAUCAGAAAAUGAUGGAUAGAGAUGUCAUGGCUCCAGUUGAAGUAGUGAAUAAGAAAUAUAGCGAGAAGAAAAAGCAAAGAAAGAAGAAAAAGGCUCUAGAACAGUCCGUGUAA
This is a messenger RNA of Naumovozyma castellii, 1335 nucleotides long. It is a transcript of the gene DEG1, whose product is annotated as pseudouridine synthase DEG1. Bases 1 to 1335 code for a protein of 444 amino acids. The transcript has a single exon. The record is from RefSeq and is a predicted model, not a curated record. Lineage: Eukaryota; Fungi; Ascomycota; Saccharomycetes; Saccharomycetales; Saccharomycetaceae.